Molecule: messenger RNA, 11194 nt
Organism: Cervus elaphus (red deer)
Lineage: Eukaryota; Metazoa; Chordata; Mammalia; Artiodactyla; Cervidae
Gene: CDK6
Product: cyclin dependent kinase 6
Exons: 8
Coding region: 712-1692 (326 amino acids)
Biological process (GO): cell dedifferentiation; protein phosphorylation; G1/S transition of mitotic cell cycle
Cellular component (GO): cyclin-dependent protein kinase holoenzyme complex; cytoplasm; nucleus
Molecular function (GO): cyclin binding; ATP binding; cyclin-dependent protein serine/threonine kinase activity
Source: RefSeq, a predicted model, not a curated record
CCCAUGGAGCCCCUGUCCCCUGACGUCCAGGCCCGGCAGGCAGGGAGGGUAGCAGCGCAACACAAUAAUACAGGGAAAUAUUAAGCCGUGACAUUGACGUGCCCGGCGCCUCCCCUCCCCCGCGCUCCCGGCACACUCUGGGCUGCUUGGCACGCCCCCUCUCGUUCCACUGCGUCCCGCGCCCGGCGCUCAUCCCCGAGGGGCCCCUGCAACCUCUCCGCACGAAGACGGCUCCAGCUCUGCAGGGAAAGAAAAGUAACUUCGUUUUUCUCGGAGGAACCAGGAAGGAUUAAGCGGCCUGGGAGAGGGCAGGAGCUCGCAGAGGGUGGAAUGACCGUGGACUGAGACGCGCUCGGGCUGAGACUGAGACUAUGUAAUCGCCUCGGUGACUGCAGAGGACUGCGCUUCGGGGAGGGAAGAGGAGGGAUCGGCUCGCUCCUCGGCGACUCAGCAGGCGGAGUUUCGCAGCGGCGGCACCAGGGUUGCGCCCGCCCGCGGGGAGGUCGCUCCAUCCAGCCCCAGCGGCCGCGAGAGUCCGAGCGCCCGAGCGCGGUAGUCGGCGGGGGGGGGGCUGAGAGAGAGCGAGACCGAGCUCCGGGGCGCGAGGGAGUCCGCCGGGGAGUCCGGGAGGAGGCGAGCGGCGGCCACCAGCGAGCCGAGCGCGCCCCCCGCCCGCCCCAGCGGCACCGCGCCGGGCGGCGUCCGGGCGGCAUGGAGAAGGACGGCCUGAGCCGUGCCGACCAGCAGUAUGAGUGCGUGGCGGAGAUCGGGGAGGGCGCCUACGGGAAGGUGUUCAAGGCCCGGGACCUGAAGAACGGAGGCCGUUUCGUGGCGCUGAAACGCGUGCGAGUGCAGACUGGCGAGGAGGGCAUGCCGCUCUCCACCAUCCGCGAGGUGGCGGUGCUGAGGCACCUGGAGACCUUCGAGCACCCCAACGUGGUCAGGUUGUUUGACGUGUGUACAGUGUCACGAACAGACAGAGAAACCAAACUAACGUUAGUGUUUGAACACGUUGAUCAAGACUUGACCACUUAUUUGGAUAAAGUGCCAGAACCCGGAGUGCCCACUGAAACCAUAAAGGACAUGAUGUUUCAGCUUCUCCGAGGCCUGGACUUCCUUCAUUCUCACCGAGUGGUGCAUCGUGAUCUAAAGCCACAGAACAUUCUGGUGACCAGCAGUGGACAAAUAAAGCUGGCUGACUUCGGCCUCGCUCGCAUCUACAGUUUCCAGAUGGCUCUUACCUCGGUGGUCGUCACACUGUGGUACCGCGCUCCCGAAGUCCUGCUGCAGUCCAGCUAUGCCACCCCUGUGGACCUCUGGAGCGUUGGCUGCAUAUUUGCAGAGAUGUUUCGUAGAAAGCCUCUUUUUCGUGGAAGUUCAGAUGUCGACCAACUAGGAAAAAUCUUGGACGUCAUUGGACUCCCGGGAGAAGAGGACUGGCCUAGAGAUGUUGCCCUACCCAGGCAGGCUUUUCACUCAAAAUCUCCUCAACCAAUUGAGAAGUUUGUAACAGACAUUGAUGAACAAGGCAAAGACCUACUUCUGAAGUGCUUGACAUUUAAUCCAGCCAAAAGAAUAUCAGCAUACAGUGCCCUGUCUCACCCUUACUUCCACGAUCUGGAGAGGUUCAAGGAAAACCUGGAUUCCCACCUGCCGCCCAGCCAGAACAGCUCGGAAAUGAAUACCGCCUAACCUGCCUUGAGCUGAUCAUCCGGGGGACCUCCUUGGUGGCUGAGGGGUCCCCCGAGGAAGCCUUGCAGAGCUGUCGAGGAUCGCUGGCUGGAGACCUCCUAGCUGCUGUCUUCAGGAUGGGCUCUGCUUCUCCGAGGGAACCACCUCGUUUACUGUUUUGAAAUCAAUGCAAGAGUGAUUGCAGCUUUAUGUCCAUUCAUUUGUUUGUGUGUCUGUUUGUUUCAAGAACCUGGAAGAAUUCCAGAAGAGAAGCUGCUGAUCCGUUGUGCUGCCGUUUCAUUUUUUCUGAUCUUGAAUGCUGCCCGUGUGACGUGAGCAACCUGGGCACAGCUGAGUGAGAUCGCACGUGUAAUCUCUCUGUAGCUGCUGGGGCCUGCUUUGGUACUUCUGAGUGAGUGUGUGUGCAUGCGUGUGUGUGUGAUUCUUGAUCUCUUAAAAAGUGUUACUUUCUAUAAACAAGAGGGAGAAUUGAAUCUUAAAGUCUCAAAGUGACCGCUAAAUAACAGGUGUCUGUUGACUAUAGCAGAUCCACUAAAAUGGGCUUCUCAAACUAGAAAAUUGAGUCUAUGUCCUUAGCAUUUCUUUUCUGGUCAAAAGCAGUCAAUUCACUAAUAGUAAAGGGUUCACCAUCUAGGUGAAGUUUUAUACACACAGCGAAAAGAAAAAAGAAUUCUAGUAUCUUUUAAGAAACCUGUUUCUGAAAGCAAAUGUGCUAUUUACUCUUCAAAAAGCUGCAUUUACUCCUUGUCAUUUUAACCUGUAUAGUAUGCUUGAUUGUUUCUUUUAAAGAAUACCCUUAUAAGCUUGCUAUAGAUUUAGGGAGUGUACCUCAGCAAGGUAAAAUUGUCAAAAAAAAAAAAAAAUAGAGAAAGCCUUUAUUUCCUGGUUUGGAGUUUAUUUCUCUUUUGGUUUUUAUUGUUACUUUGUUUUGGUUUUGAUGUUAGGAAUUUUCAGGAACUGUUUCCUUUUUGAGUUGGGAGGAUAGUUCUCUCUGACCAGAGGCAGGAAUGCCCUGUUAAGUUUGCCUCCGCCUUUUACACUGUACUUCUUCUGCAGUGCACUGCUGAAUUUGCAAAGUGUACAUCUUUAUCUGUCCCCCAGCGUGUCUAAUGUACUUCACUAGCCUUACACAGUUAAUGACAGAUUGCUUAGGCUGUUCUCAUGCAUCUCCUCCUUUCUUUCCUCCAGUGAACCUUUCAUCAACAGUUUGAUUCAGAUGAUGGCUUAUGGCUCCAAUUCCACAGCCCUAGCAGAAUCCCAUGUAUUCUCCCGCUACUGCAAUCUUCCUGGCAUUUACUGUUGUUACCUAGGCAGUGAGCAGAAGACUGGUUCUUCUCCAUCACUGAGAUGUAGGUUGCUUUAAAGUGUUACUUAGUGUUUUGCAUUUUUGUAGACUAUAUUGUCAGUGUAGUGUCUGAGGGAACAUCCUGAACUAUUUUUUAGGGAUGUAUAUUUACUCUGUAAAAUUGCCUGUUCUCCAUCCACCAGGCUGUGCUCAUUCUAGCGCCUUAUGCACGUUCCCCGCCCCCUGCAGAGCCAGCCUGACCUGGGCGUUGUGAACAGCUUCACCUUUGCUCUUGCCAUUUUUCUCUGCAGUACUAUAUAUUCCAUGCCAUCUCUGCCGUCUACGUAGUUAGUGCUCAGUCAGCUCUAGUAACCAGAAGACACAGAGGUGAAGUAUCCUUUGGUAAGUUUUAGCUCCCUUGGCUUUCCAAUUCAUGUUUCGCGUGUAUGAAACAGUUAGAUCGUGUUUAGCAUUAGGGGCUUCAAAGAAUGGACGUUGCUUCCCUCAGAAGAAAAUGUUCUAUAUGAUGUUUAUGCAUAAUCAGGCCUUUCCGAGUUCUCCAGAACUUAAUAGUGCAUAUGACUAUCUUGAACAAGAGAAAAAUUAGGAGACUUUUCUCUUUGAGAGCUUUCUCGGUCGGGACCCAUUCUUUUCUAAUAUCUAUAUAUUGUUUAAUAUUAUUCUAAUUCAAUAACUUUAAGAGCAGGAAAAUUUUUGCUAAAGCAAGCUAUGAAUGAGAAGAUGGGCCAUGAGAAUGUUUUUUACAGUCUUCCUUGUGACAGCAUCGAGAUUAUGUUUUGUCAUCACUGUAAAUGCUUGAGAUAUAAUGGACCCAGAAUAUUCGAGGCAAAUAUACUUGUGGUCUACCCAGAUAAGUGGGGGGCGGGGGGGGGGGGAACACUGAUAAAUGAGUUCUGCCUUUCCUUUGAUCGGAGGUCAAAAUAAUAAAGACCAGGGGCCUAGAAAUUGAAUUUUAAAACACUGCACUGAUCCAUCAGGAGCUUUGCAGUGAGUAUCCAUGGUUAGACUGAACAUAACUUGGGUUUUGGCUUUUGCAAAAAUUUUUCGGAAGUUCACUCAAGAAAAAUGCAGCUGUUAUAAACUGGAAUUUUUCAGCAUUCUUUAGCAUUUUAAACACGUAGAAAGUCCAACUUUUAUAUCCAACAUAUGCUCCUGAUUCAUUUAUUGGUGGUAUUUAUAAAGAAAACUUCAAGCAUGAACAUUUAGAUACUUGCCAGAUUACCCUGUGAGAGGCAGAACUGUGAACUCGUUAAAGAGUCUGUCCCCAGCUCCUCCAUCCUGGCGGUUGUUGCACUUGAGUGAUUACUUUUUUAUUUUAUGUCUUUCACAUCCGGCUCACCACUUCUGAGACCCAGAUCCCACACAUGCACCUUUGCCAUUAGGGCACUCUGAAUCAUAGAGCAGAAGACAAGCUUACUGAAUGCGGCUUAUUCUUCUGUGACAUAUGGUUUCAGACGGCUUUGCCAAAAGCUAGGCAGUGAUUAGCUGAAAAGGUCAUAUCGCCCCAGGGUUACACUGAAGCAGCUUAUAGCUCUAAGAAACAGGAUGACAGACUUGAAAUCACAUUUGCAUUUCUUACUAGGAUGGGGACAAGAAUGUUUGCCCAAUCGUUUCUAUGUAUUUCGAUCUAGCGGCCCAAGCGUUGGGAACUGCUGUGCCAGGGUGGACUUGUAACAGCCUACAUGUAAAGAGUCCAUUUAGGCAUCAUGAGCUCUCACCUGGCAAAGGUAAUAAGGCUGGAACCUUAUAAUCUUAAAAACACAAUCCCCAAGAGCUUGUCAGAACCCGGUGCACUGGGGCCUCCCACUUGGCCUCCCCCUUUGAAGUGGAUGGGAACUCAAGGAGCAGAGAAUCUGUUUCGGAAGAACGCUCCAGGCCAUUUUAGCCCCCUAUGUUCUCAUGGUUUUCUCUCAGGAAACACACAUUCUGAAUGACUGAUUUUUCACUUAGCCUCAGGUGACUUAUACUAAAAAUAGUUCAAAAUAUUCACCUGAUUCUCAGCCUCUUCGUUUUGGGUAAAAAUGAAAAUUUCAGAAUGCAUGGGAUGUUACUAUCUUAAAUAAAACAUGGACCUUUUAAUAGAGAAAUUUAUGAUAUGACUUCAGAAUGUGAUACUGUCCAUCCUGUUGAGAAAAAAACUUAAAUAUGACUAAACUUUUGAGUCUUAAAUAAUGGAUUUAAAUUGAGUUUUUAACUAACUAUAGCUACUUCUCUUAAACAGGGGUACCUAUAAAAAUCAGUAAUGACAAUUCUUAUUUCUUAAUAGAAAUUAAAUCAUGUAUGCUUCCUAAUAUCAUAAACAUACUAAAAUUCUUCUCUAAAGAAUUGCUUCUCUUUUUAAGUGACUUUACUGUAAUUUUUAUAAGCACAUGAGAGUGUCUCAUUUUCCAAAAACAGGCCAAUGUUGCAUAGGUGGGUCUAGGAAAGAAUGUUGAAAGUUAAUAAGCCACUGUAGUUACUUAAUUGUGUUAGUACAAUUUCUUGGAACGGAAAUAAUUGAAUAUUAUAUAUUCCAGAUAUUGAUAGAAUUCAAAAGAAUGCUUAAAGACAUAAAAUAGUGUCUUUAUAAAAAUUAAAAUGUGAUUAUUUCUAAAUUUUUUAAAAACCAGAAGAUACUAGGCAGUGGCUAGAGGAAAUUCUGGAGAAAAUGAAGGUAUUCAAAGAAGGAUAGUUUCAAAGUUAUGUAUACUUUAUUUAAAGUCACCUGGCAACUAUGAACAUGAUAUGGUCAAAAACAAAUUUUAUGGAAAAGCCAUUCCAAACAGUUAUCGUUUCAAAGGUUGAGCUAAAGCAAGUUAAACCACCACUAUUCCUUCCACAUUUCAUGGGAAGACACAGCCAUGUGAAGCUACUCUCGUUGUGCAAGCCUUAAAAUGUUCAUUGUUAAAAACUAAAUAAAUUUUUUAAAGGUAUGUGUUUCCUAUGCCACCAAGAUUUUUGAAAACUUGUGGAACCUAAACCAUUUAUCAUGUGCAUUCAGUACAUACAGACACAUGAUGAGGAAGAUUAAUUACAUGGUCCUUCCCCAUAGUGGAAAAACUUCAGGCUCCCAUAAACCUGCCAAGCAAUAUAAGUGCCCAGAUAACUAGCAGUGGUGUUUUCCUCAAAGGCAUAAGCAGAUAGAAUUUUCACUUUUUUCUGCAUGCAAUUUUCAACCUGGUUUUAUUACACACCUAUAUCUCAAGCAUUUCUAGUUUGUCCUUUUUCAGAAAAUAUACCAAAACUAUUCCUUUGGCCUUAUCCAUCUUCUGACCUUUGUUAACAACAAAAAAUGGAGAAAGAGGAGGGGUCUGAUUUUUCAAUGUUUUCCUCAGUUAGUUGUUUUUGUUUUUUAAAUGAAGUGCAAGUCAGCUUUUCAAAUGUUUUCUAUUUCUUAGCAUUCCCUGAGAGUUAAUUUAGAUAAAAGAAUGGACAUCCAUCAACAUAUUUAUGUUUUCUUAAUAACUGGUGCUCUGGCCUUCGAGAAUAUAACAAUACUCUCCUGAAAAUAAACACAGUUUUUUCCCAACCAUCUAGUUAAAUACUAGUACAGCAAUUUUAAGUCAAUAUGUUAGGAAAGCGAAGUGGUUUUUCUUUCACAUGUCUGUUUUAAAAUUCACAUUGUCCUAAGGGAUGGCCUUUCUUGUUUUAUUCUAGUAUAUUCCACAAGGUGGCACUUUGAAGGAGGGGUAUGGAAUCUGAGCUACGCCUCUAACUUUAUUUUUCUGCAUACAUUUAACUUUUGCCUAGCACCUGUUUUUCAGGAUGAUUCAUAGUCCUCACAAUGUUCUGUAACUUAGAUAUUUUAGCUGUUAGCUAAGUUCUGAACAGUUGUCUACAAGUAAAUUGUUCUUGAGGAUGCAUAAUACACCCAUUUUGAUUAUUUAAGUGCAUGAAGAGAGCCUAGUUGUUCAUUUGUUCAUGAAACAUCUUUUGAGGUAUCUAAUUACCUCACUUUUCCAGGUCCAGAAGUUAGAAACGUGGACAGGCUUAUUACUCAAUAGGCAACACUCAUCUGUGAACAGGAUAGUGUUGUUAGGAGUGUAAGAUUCCUCCAGAGGCCUCAGGCACAAUAUGUAUAUCCCAUGUCAGCUGCUUUCCCAUCACCUACUGUGGUGGCCGUUAACACAAUCCAGUUUAAAAAUCCUAACUAACAAAAUCAGAUGCAGACACUAAGUGACACAGAGCUACCAAAUAGACCAAACUUUUUUCAAAGAUCUGCUGUGCUGAAACAGAGCCCUAAAGUACUAAAAGACCUGCAAAUUUGUAUAGUCACAAGUAUAAAUUCACAAGAUAUUCUUAAUUGUUUUAAAUUUUCUUUAAGCCUAUGAGCUAAUAACUUAGGAGUAUAUCUACAUUAAGUGAUAUCUCCAUUUGUGAAGCUCCUUGGCAACUUCAUGUUAUAAAAAUAUAUAUGUUUUCAUAGACUUUUGUUUUAAUUCACAGAUCUGCUCAGACACCAUUAUCCAGCUGAUGAUUUUAGUCAAUUUGAGAAGUCAUUUUCUUCCAUAGUGUCACUGAACUUUAGAAGGAAGGAAAUUAUUUUUCCAGCCUUCCCUUAGCACAACCCAGCGGAAGGCCGUUUAUUCCUUCUGAGUAGCAGAAACUCUGUAGUCCCUGCUUCACUUUUCUCCGGAGUAGCCAGUUGGCUAGUCUCGGUAAUUUAUACUAAAUCAAAAUACCGCACACACUGGAGGCUGUCAAAUCUUCGGCCUGUCCCUCUUCUUAAAAUCCCAUUGAAGAAGAUUCCAGUUUAAGUCCCUCAGUGGAAGGCCGAAUUCAAACCUCCAGUCUGUCAUCAUUUGGGCCAGUCUGAACCCUAUUUACUCCUGCUCAAAGCCUCCCUCCCACCGAAAAAGCCUGCCCGUGCGCUGCGCCGUCGCCCCGCCCCUUUGGCCGUAGAGGGUCAGUGGGCGGGGCUGACUGAGACCCGCCCACCGCUCACCUGUUCGUGCCUGAUAUUGAUUACAGACCCGGCGGGAUACUGUCCGAGGUCCGUGUUGCCCUGCUGCUGUCUCAGAGGCAUCUGUUUUGCAGUCUUAGGAAGUAAAAUGUCCCUAGAGGCAAACGAUGUCUUCUGUGCAUAAAUAAGUACAACACAAUUCUCCGAAAGUUCGGGUAUAAAGAGAUGCUACUCUAUCAAGCUAUCUAUCAGGCAUCUCUCAAGCUCUAAGCUCUGCUUUUUUUUUUUUUUUUCUCUAAGAGAAGAUGUAUAAUUACAGGAAAGAUUUUUUAUUUUUUUAUUUUCUAUCAUUCUACAUAUAUGAUGGCAAAAGAUAUGCCUGGAAAAGUUUUGUUUGGAAAAUUUAUUUUCUGCUUCAUCCUCAGUUGGCAAAAGCUCCUAACUCUUUAAUUUCAAACUUUUUCCUUCUCCUUUUUCUUUGUCAGGUAAAUAAAGGUAUGUGAGCAAAUUAUGUUAUGUAGGAGGGAGACUCUCCUGUUUAGAGGAACCUUUGAUGUGAACUGUUUUGUCAAACAACCCCUUCCCUAUUUAAGGAGUUUGGAUUGUCAAAUGUAGUUUUUCUUGAAGGGGACACAUAACUGCAUAAUGCUGUAAAGAACUAUGAUUGUAGCACUAAUCAGCAAGCUUAAAGCCACAAGUUAUAUCAUUCCUAACUCUGUGGUGUCUAGCCAGACCCAAUGAAGUGCUUAGGUUACAGUCCUGAAGAGACCCUUCAUACCCUUACUUGAAAGUUUCUAAUCUUAAGUUUUAUUAAAUGCAAUAAUAUGUAUUAACUAGCAAUAUUUGUGUGAUCACCAGCAACUCUGAAUUUGACCUUGAAGUCUCUGGAUAAGGAAAAUAGAUCCCAGCAGUAAUACACAUCUUGAACCCCCAGCCCCCACCAAGUGUAUUGUAUAUCUUGCCAUUUUGGUCCUGUGUUUGCAAGAAAUGUAUACGGGAAUAUUUUAAUUCCUUAACUUACUUUGUAUUCAUUUUAUUUUUCUGUGACCAGUGAUAAGUCUGUUAGUUAGCACAUGGAAUGAAUAGCAUCAACUACUCCUAGGAUCAGCAUUUAACACGGUGGGAAAUUUUUAUUCCAAGUUGUUCUACAUUUGCAUAAAUUAUUUCUAUUAUUGUUCAUGUAUAUUAUUUAUUUCUCAAUCACAUUAGUCCUGUGAAAGUGCAACAGAAGGCAGACCGCAUUAGGAUUUGCAUUUAAUGCUCAUUAUCAUGGUCUUGAUGGAACUAAGAAAAUUAAAAUUAAGACUAAGCCCCCAAGUAAGCUGCAUGCAUUUUAACAUGAUUAGUAGAAUUUAAGUCUAUAGAGAUAGUAUUUUUUGUGUCUAGGUGUUUUAUAAGUAUGUAAAGGAAUUAAAGCAAAGAACUUUGUUCUCUUGUCAAGUAUUGCAUAUAUUAUGGUGUGAAAUACAGCAAAAAUUAAAACUGCAGAUAGCAAAGCAUCAAAUAAGGCCUUCAGUUAGGAACUCUGCCAGGUGGUCAUCAUAAUAGAUGGCAGGUAGAGACAGAUGCCUGGUUGGCACUUCCGCUUAGCUGCCCGAGAGAAGCAGCCCACCCCCCCGACCCCGCAACUCGAUCUGUGCCCUCAUAGGUGUUGGGUACAGUAGGGGGAACAGGUAGCCCUGUUGAAAGGAGACCAAUGUGUGAGUUUUCUGUAGAAGCAGAACUGCCAGCCUGUGCCAUGAGGCUUCCAGGACGUGCCAGAUGGGAGAAGUCCAAGGUUCUGUGCUUCAAGCAAGGUGGUUUUGUAGAGAAGCACUGCAGUCCGGUCAUUAAAACAAAGAAGGGCUGUGGGUACAUUGUCAGCAAUGGGAUUUUAACCACCAACAGUCCCUAACACCUCAAAAGCUUGUUGCAUGUCUGCUAUUUUAAGUUUUGACCUGAAGGUUACAAGGCAAGUGUUUUGUAUAGAAGAGCAGUAUGUGUUAAGAAAAGCACAGUGUCGGUUCCUGUAGAGUGCAGAGUAGGACUAGAGGAUUUUAUAGGCUUAUCAUUUCUAAGAUGUGUGAAAAAAAAAAGCAUGUUUUCACCUUAAAAUGUGUUGGUGUUUCUGCACUCCGAUAGGGCCUAGUUAAAACUUUCUUCUAGAUUUCAGCAAGGCUGUUGCAGCCAGGGAGUUAUUGUUUGCUUUUUUUUUUCUUUUUUUUUUUUUACUUAUUUUUAUAAUAGAUGUUUUUAAAGUAGAAGAAAAUCUUAAUUAGGGCUUCUGACUUGUUGGUUUCUGUGUUUGAAAUCACGGUUCUGGAGAUGUAAGGAUUGCGCAUGUGCAUGUCAGAUACUAGUUGAGGCUGUGUGCACCAGCCCAGAAUGACAGAUGCUCCACCAGCCUCUGCGUCCUCCCUCCCUCCCUCCCUCGGAAGUGCUCCCUGCCCCCUUCCUGGCUUUUCCAUCUGCUGCUCUUCAUUCUCCUCUGCUGUACUUUGGGGUCAGGGACAUGACGAGAGAUGCUUUGAGCAUCCCAGGUAUGCCUAUCCAUCCCUAUGGCCAUAGUUCUCAAGAGAAGGUUCCUGGUGCUGAACAGAGAACAGUCAGGACACCAAUCACAAAUGCCUUCUAGCCUCUUCGUAGGGAUCUUGAUUUUUAAACCCAGUCAUUCUACAGAGCAUUCCGUUUCGGCUGUGGUGCAAAUAGAGAAACUAACCCAAGAAUAUAAAGCACAUUCCAGGCUGCUGUUUUCUAUCCAUCUACAGGCUAUCCUUUCACUGUAUUUCUUCAUACUUGAAAUGCAUUCUGCUAUUUUAAUAUCAGGGUACAGACUUACAAGGGUGCAUGUUCCUUAAAGGUGCGAAACGACUCUCAUUCCGUUUGCUCACAUUGCUACAGAAUGCUCUGUUCCGGUGCUUUGGGUUCAGCGGGUUGGAGAAGCAGUGCAGAAGCUCACUGCCGCGGACACAGGUUUACCCGAAUGUCGGCAGAUGGCUUGGUGGUAGAUACGGCUUCCACUCUUUUCUCUGUCCACAAGAUGGAGAGUUCCCACCCUGGUGUGAGGUUCACCGGGGUGGCCUUCCUCACGGGGUCCACAAGCCCUGUGCUCUCCCCAAGUGUGGGUGCAGCGCACCUCUCCAAAAGCAGGGGCCUUCCUACGUACCCAGGUCACUUAGCCCUCAAAGAGAAAUGACCUCGGGUGUAGACAGGAGAAUGGAAAGAGCCGUCUCACUCUAGCGGCCAACCUCAUAGAAAGCCCUCCUGAGGCAAAAAAAAAAAAAAAAAAAAUUCAAAAAAAAAAAAAAAAAAAAAAGGAAAAAAAAAAAAAGAAA